Molecule: messenger RNA, 2935 nt
Organism: Zootoca vivipara (common lizard)
Lineage: Eukaryota; Metazoa; Chordata; Lepidosauria; Squamata; Lacertidae
Source: RefSeq, a predicted model, not a curated record
CUAAACAGGGCUGCCUUCAGAUGCCUUUUAAAAGUACAGUGGUACCUCAGGUUAAGAACUUAAUUCGUUCUGGAGGUCCGUUCUUAACCUGAAACUGUUCUUAACCUGAGGUACCAUUUUGCUUAAGGGUGCCUCCCACUGCCGCCACACGAUUUCUGUUCUCAUCCUGAAGCAAAGUUUUUAACCCGAGGUACUGUUUCUGGGUUAGCAGAGUCUGUAGCCUGAAGCGUCUGUAACCUGAAGUGUCUGUAACCCAAGGUACCACUGUAGGAUAGUUGCUUAUUUCCUUGACAUCUGAUGGGAGGGCGUUCCACAGGGUGGAUGCCACUACCAAGAAGGCCCUCUGCCUGGUUCCCUGUAACCUCACUUCUCGCAGGGAGGGAACCGCCAGAAGGCCCUUGAAGCUGCACCUCAGUGUCCGGGCUGAAUGAUAGGGGUGGAGACACUCCUUCAGGUAUACAGGGAAAGAAGGAGGGACGGAGGCCAGUGUUGCCCGCAGCACCCCUACCCAUCAUUCGAGACACCCCAGGGUGCCACUGCACACUGUUUGAAAACCACUGCUCUGACCAUAGGACCAAAUGCAUGUUAGUAUGUAUGUAUUCACAUAUGGCCACAUCUGCUAUGUGAAGAUGGCUCUGAAAUUCUCCUGGCACUUAAGUGUGCUUAGAAGUCAUCUAGAAACUGUGCUAAACAGAACACUGCAGGAUGCCACCGUGGAUUUGGUCACUUCCGUUCUGGGAACACUUGUGUUCAUGUUUCCGCCUAAAACGUGUACAAAUGUUCUGUGUUUUGUUUGUUUCAGUUAAAGGCAUGGCUUCUGGAACAGCAUUGGUUUAUGAUGAUGAAAUGACCAGCCAUAAGCUCCUUUGGGAUGACCCAAUCUGUGACAUUGAAGUCCCCGAGCGGCUUUCUUCCUGCUAUGAGCGCCUUAAAUGCUAUAACCUGGUUGAAAGAUGCGUCUCUGUACCUGUCAGAGAAGGAACUGAGGAAGAGCUCGGAUUAUUUGGAAACUGUGAAGACAACUCCGAAAAUGACAGAAGAGGAGCUCCGAAAAACCUCGGCGGGUUACGAUGCCGUUUUCUUUCACCCGAGGUUGUGGUGGAAGGCUUGAAUUGCAACAUCUGCUGUUCUUCAGACCACGUAUCGCUGUGCCAAAUUGGCUGUGGGAGGAACGCUGGACAUGGUGGAUGCUGUGAUGUCAGGGAAAACACAAAAUGGGAUGGCUCUGAUCAGACCUCCAGGUCACCACAGCCAGAGAAAUGCAGCCAAUGGGUUUUGUAUAUUCAACAAUGUUGCUAUAGCAGCAAAAUAUGCCCAAAGGAAAUAUGGUCUGCAGAGGUUAAGUAUAUAUUGGUCUCUACAUUUCUUAGUAUCUGGCCCAGAGGUUUUCUUGCUUCUCUAGUGAAUAUUGUCAUUGUUGGUUCAUGCAGAGUUCUCAUUGUUGACUGGGAUGUGCAUCACGGACAAGGAAUUCAAUAUAUAUUUAAUGAAGAUCCAAGUGUUCUCUAUUUUUCCUGGCAUCGGUAUGAACACCAGCAGUACUGGCCUACACUCAGAGAGUCUGAUUAUGAUGCAGUUGGUCAGGGGAAAGGAAAAGGAUUCAAUAUAAAUGUGCCUUGGAAUAAGAUUGGAAUGGGCAAUGCAGAUUAUGUAGCCGUAUUUCUUCAUGUGUUGCUUCCAUUGGCUUUUGAGUUUGAUCCAGAACUUGUUUUGGUCUCUGCUGGUUACGAUUCUGGAAUUGGUGACCCAGAGGGUCAGAUGAGCACUACGCCAGAAUGUUUUGCCCAUCUCACUCAUUUCCUAAUGCAGUUGGCGAAAGGGAAAUUGUGUGUGGUCCUGGAGGGUGGAUAUCAUCUGAGGUCGCUGUCUGAAUCGGUUUGUAUGACUCUAAAAACUUUGCUUGGAGAUCCAUUGCCACGUUUGUCUGGAGAAAUGGCACCAUGCUUAAGUGCAUUAGAAUCAAUCCACAAUGUAAGAGCUGCACACAAACCAUACUGGAAGUGUUUGAUGCAUGAAGACAUAGCUCCAUUGCAAGACCUCAGUACCAGGGCACAACUAAUACCCCCACUAGGAGCUGGAAAGCCGAAUAGUGAAGAGGCCAUCAAAACCGACAAGUUUCUGGAGCUCCACAUGAAAAAUAUUUCAUUUCCGAGACCUCACGUUAAAACAACCGUCGCCAUUGAUGAAAGCAAUGCACGCUUGCUUCCACCGUCUGUUCAAAUUGAGAAGGAAAAGGAUACGAAAGAACUCAAGGCCCUUCUCAGCGGACUUGAUGCUGAUCUUGUGAAAGAAGGAAAGGACUUAAACUCAUUUUUGAACAUGUUGGCUGUCCUUGACAAAAUCAUUAAAAAGGAGGUGACCAACGGUCUCGCAGUCUCAUCUGAAGUAUCCCUUUCUUCCAGUCUCGCUCUAAAACAUUGCCGUAACCUGAAGGUACAAAAAGUCCUGUGUGUGUCUGUCGGAGACAUGAAUGUGAAAACUGAUUUGGAUGAUGGCAAAGUUCUCUUGAUAAAUAUCAGUGCUAAACCACCUAGGAAACCUGACACCAAAUACAAUAUAACCGUGAACUGGGAAAAGGGUGUUGAAACAAACAACUUCUUCUCUCCUGCUCUUGGACUCAUUCUUCCGGUUGCAUACAGCUAUCAGCCUGACCUAACCAUUAUAGUUGUUGGACCAAACCAGAGUGUUGGGCAAAAUGGGAUUUCCUUGCUUAUUCGUUUACUGCAAGGCUUGGCACAAUCUCACAUUCUUGCUCUGAUUCAGGAAACUGAGAUAACAUUCUUGCAAGAUAUAAUCAAACCCCUGACGAGUGACUUUGCACCUUCCUUUGGAACAUAUGCACCAGAUCUAAAGGAGAAUGUGCAAAGGGUAAUAGAGUUAAGAGAACAACUUCAAAAUGAAUGGAAAUUGCUUCACUGUUCAGGCAAGUAAUCAG